Apis dorsata (giant honeybee) is the source of this 2773-nucleotide messenger RNA. RefSeq names its product proclotting enzyme-like. Gene Ontology annotation, molecular function: serine-type endopeptidase activity. Lineage: Eukaryota; Metazoa; Arthropoda; Insecta; Hymenoptera; Apidae. The transcript is spliced from 6 exons. Bases 407 to 1585 code for a protein of 392 amino acids. The record is from RefSeq and is a predicted model, not a curated record. Gene Ontology annotation, biological process: proteolysis.
UUUUAAUGUUUAUUUCAAAAAUAAAUAAUCAUUCUUACAUUUAAUUAUACUUUCUCUUAUUCCAUCACGCUGUCGUCUUAUUUCAUUCUAAAUCAAUAAUAUCGCAUGACAAAAUACAAUAUAAAAAAAUAUAUGUACCGUAUAUAGAAAUACAAUAUUGUAUAUAAUAUAUAACAAUGUAUAAAAAUAUAAACGCAUUCUUAUACAUACUCCAAUAUGAAUCAAUGAAUCGGUUUCACGAUAUUAGCACCUUAUGUCAGCAAAACGAAAACCGCCUGUGUACAACGGGUUGCAUAUUGCAACAGCGCAUGCUUAUAAAUGAGCGCUCACGAUUCGUUUCCGCUGUUUUCUUCAUUCUGUGAUUCACGAUCGUUCUUUCUUGUGAUUAAUUUUAAUUUGUUCAAAGAUGCAGAUCAAAAGAAAAAUAAUACCAUCAACAUUAUAUCUUUUUAUUUUUUACGCCGUAUCGUUCGUUCCAUGUUCCACUGAAAACAGACACGCAACAGAAAAUUUCGUUCGAGGAAAAGAGCCAGACGACUCGUGCACCGGAUUAAACAACGAGACAGGGCGCUGCGAUUAUUUGAGACGAUGCUUUUAUCACGAGUACGAUUCAAAUUUUACGCUCGCUGUGAUUCACUCAUGCACGAUAGGAAAUGCAUACAUGGGCAUUUGUUGCUCGAAUCGUUGGAAUGGAAUGUACAAAAAGGAUACGGAGAAUCAAAGUUUUGCCAAAGUUCUUCCGUUAAUUGCAGUCGAUCGUAAAGAAAAACGAAACGAGGGCAGGAUCGUUUGGUCGACGGAAGAAGAGGGCGCGUCGAGCUCGUCUCGAAAUCCGCAAGUGUCGAGAGGAUGCGGAACAACAUUAAAAAAUCCGAGUAGAUUAGCCGGUGGUAGGCCGGCCGAUCCGACAGAAUGGCCCUGGAUGGUGGCCCUCCUCAAAAAAGACAAGUCUCAAUACUGCGGUGGUGUCCUCAUCACGGAUAGACACGUUUUAACCGCGGCUCAUUGCGUCGAUGGUUUGAAACCUCGAGACGUGAGAGUGAGACUCGGCGAAUACGAUUUCGAGUCGACGGAAGAGACGAGAGCUUUAGAUUUCUCCAUCGUUGAAAUUAGUAUCCAUCCGGAUUUCGAUACGGCCACGUACGAGAACGAUAUAGCUAUGAUCAAGAUGCACCGACCGACCAUUUUCGACAGUUACAUCUGGCCGGUGUGCCUGCCACCUAUCGGUCAAUCGUUCGAGAACGAGAGCGCGAUCGUGACGGGGUGGGGUACUCGAUAUUACGGGGGGCCAGCGAGCACGGUUUUGAUGGAGGUCGGUGUACCGGUAUGGCCACGAGACAGAUGCACGCGAAGUUUCGUCCAACGAAUUCCCAACACGACUAUCUGCGCCGGUUCUUACGAAGGUGGAGGCGAUUCUUGUCAGGGUGAUUCGGGUGGGCCGUUAUUGCAUCAACUUGAAAACGGUAGAUGGGUGAACAUUGGGAUAGUGUCUUGGGGAAUCGGGUGUGGAAAUCGAGGAGUUCCUGGAAUAUACACGCGGGUCAAUUUCUAUUUCGAUUGGAUACUCAAGAAUGCUGUGUUCUAAGUUUGAACAUCUCUCUUCCAAUGAUUGCGUUUAAAAUCGUAAAUAUAGUAAAUGUAAAUUAACGCUUUACGACAAUUAUAUCAUUCUCGUUUAAAAAUAUAUUAAAAGUAAGUUAAAAAAUUAAAGAUUCGAUUUUAUCCACCGAUUUCAGUGGAAGAAAUACGUGGAAACGAAGAAACUUUAUUUUCCUCGAAUAAUCAACUGUUACAUCUGUUCGAAAAAGGAGAUUGACACGAAUAGAGAGAAAUUCGACGUUGCUUGACGUUGCGCUAAUGUAUUUUGUAUACUUUCAUUCCUUUCACAGCGUGAACGCGCAUAUAAACAAGAAACGGGCGCGUGUGCACGACUACGUUACGCGAUUAGUUUUUCCGCAUAACCAAUAAGCAGAUUUCGAAGAUUCUUCGAUUGAAUUUCCAUUGUGUUUCGCAAUUGUGACUUUCGAACGAGGUCCAGCCUCUCUUUUUCUUUGUACACCGCAGAUACAUACAGUGUAAAACUAACUUUGCGUGAGUAUGUAUGUGUGUGUAUAUGUGUGUGUAUGUAUGUAUGUGCGCACUUAUAUGUAACUCAUGCGUGAGAAUCUAACGUACGGGGUGUCACAAGUUAAAACAGGUUGCCUGAUUAUCUUUGACGCGAUAAAAAAAUAUUACAAACGAAAUUUAAAUGCUUAUCAAUGGACGAAUAUAUGUUAAUGUCGAAUUCCAAAGAUGUUUCUUCGGAAUUUUUAAAAUCACGGAUUUUGUUUAAAAUACGUUCCUCAGUAUAUGAAUGGUACUAUAGAAGAUAAUUAGCUAGCCUCUUUUAACAUGAUUACCUUGUAUAGAUAUAUAUAUAUAUGUAUGUACAUAUCUUUCACCAACAUGGGAACGCGCAAAAAUUUACUAUUUUUUUUACAUUUCUGUUCGAUCGCUUAUCUUUGAAAUUUAUUUCAAAUAACUUUCAUUUCUCGAUAGAAUACGUUUCGAUCGAAUCGCGAAAAUGAAUAGCGCUCAAUAACUAUAUGCUGCAAAUAGAACGAGGAGGAAGACAAAAUAUUCGAUCGAUUUUUCCCGACUUUCCAAGCUCUUUAGUAGCUUUAUUAAAAUUAAUUUUCUCGUAUUGCACGCUUCCACGCUUUUCAAUCGAUUCCUGCGCGCAUUAAAUUUUACUUUACACGUCUCUCUUCUCGGAUUUCAAUGAAUUUUUUUU